AUGUUUUGUCCCCAACCACUCCAUUUGACUCUCGUUCUCAAAGAGAAAAAGGGUUCGUCAUUUUGUCCCACCCUCUCACUUUCUGAAAAACACAAAUCCUUAUCCCUAAUCCCAAACCAGCAAUUAAUGGAGCUCACUCCACAGCAGAUGAAAAACUACGAUGGCAACUACCCUUCGAGGUUGAAUUACGUGGCGGUCCGCGACUGGAUGUACGAUGUGACCAUCCGUGCGCUCGCGAAGUUGGGAAAGGACGAAAGCGACGUCGUACGCUAA
Messenger RNA from Striga hermonthica, 273 nucleotides. The record is from the annotation of a GenBank genome assembly. NCBI's taxonomy places the organism in Eukaryota, Viridiplantae, Streptophyta, Magnoliopsida, Lamiales, Orobanchaceae.